Molecule: messenger RNA, 1691 nt
Organism: Folsomia candida
Lineage: Eukaryota; Metazoa; Arthropoda; Collembola; Entomobryomorpha; Isotomidae
Gene: fs(2)ltoPP43
Product: probable RNA polymerase II nuclear localization protein SLC7A6OS
Exons: 6
Coding region: 281-1243 (320 amino acids)
Biological process (GO): developmental process
Source: RefSeq, a predicted model, not a curated record
UUAUUUUCCUCGUGUAUCAUGAUGUUUCUUGUGCGUGUGCCUCAUUGAAAAAUUUUUGGUCGCGCAACACCAGUAAAUUAUUAAAUUAAUAAUACUACUACUUGUUUAUAAAUUGGACAUAGUUAAGAAUCAAUAAUUAGGAUUAGUUGCGUAAAAAGAGCUAGGUUUGAGAAUCUUAAUACGGACAAUAUAGGCCGGAUUGACGACGGUUCCAUUUUCUUGUCUUCAGAAAACACGACGAUUUCCUAAUUUCGUAAUCGUAACAGUUUACUCAAUAAUUAUGGCAGCGUCAACGUCAUCCCAGAAGAUUCCAUCUGGGACCGUGCUUGAUUCAAUGCAAAACUCUUCUGAUAUACAAUUCAGUACCACGAAAACGGUAUUAAGGAUGAAGCGGCGGAUGGAAGAAUCCCCUUCCAAAAUUUUGGUAAUGUCCUACAAGCGAUGCAAACAGAGCAACAAUUUAAUGCUCGGUGCUGAUGAGAUUCCAACAGAGGAAAUCAACCGAGUGUUUCGUUUGGCUGGGACGGUUGAUAAUGAUGAGGUUGAUGACGACAGAUCCAUUUCAAAAACAAUCAAGGACGCUCUGGAAAUUGUUGAACGUACAAAAGCAUUGGAAAGAUUUGAAAAAAUUAAAGCUCGGGAAACCAACCGACCUUAUAAGCAAAGAAAAUCGUUUCGUCACCUUGAGAAAGCCAAAGAAGAUGUCAAACAACAUGCAGUGGACAAUCGGUUUCGAGUUAUUUCUCAACGACGUGGUUUGCCACAUGCGGAAAGCAUAGAUGUUGAUGGCCAUAAGCUGAUUGAAGGAGUUGACGAGAAUGAUGAAAAUGAGCCAACGCUGUUGUUCAAUCUACUCGACCUUGUCGCCGACGACGAGAAUGAGCCAUCUUCCGAAAAGAAGCCUCGUUCUAGCACGGAUGUCCGUGAAAUCGGUAGUAUCACGGUGAAUGGAGUUCCGAUGGUGAAAAAUGACAAUACCACCGAAGCGUCAAAUAUUCUUAUUUCUUCUAAAUCUGGAUUCGUAUUUGAUUUGUAUGUUGCCAAAGAUGUAAUGACGGAAGACCAAUUUCAAAACCAGUUUGUGAGUGUCCGUCCAGCAGAUGAUGAUUAUGAAUUUGAUUUUGAUCAUGACGAUGAAUCAGAUCAAGAACGACCUGAGGACGACGAGGAUUCAAACGAGGAAGAUAAUUGGCGAAAUGAUUACCCCGAUAGUGACCCAGACAUCAGAUUCUCCAUUGGAUGACUGCAUUGCACUACCCCUUUUCAGUAGUUUGGUCCGGAAUAAUUUUAUUGAAUGCUGGGUGUUUAAAAUUGAAUAAAUCCGUCAUUUCUUAACCGAUUUAUAUCAUUUUGGUCAAAAUGUCCGGCCUAGAUUACUAAACACCAAAAGACCUGAUCUGGAGGUGCAAAACCAACAACAACAAUUUCACGCAGUUUACCAAGUUUACCUUUCGUUACCACCGUAAAAGAAAGUAGAAAUUCACAGAAAAAGGCCACAGACAAAUAUCAGUAAAAGUCCCUAUAAUGUUACUAAUUGCCCUAGUAGCUCAGAGGUCAGAGCACUUGACAUGAAUUCAAGGGAGCCGUGGUUCGAUUCCCGGCUGGGUAACAAUUUUUGGCAUUAUUCGGGAUUUACGUAUUUGAUUUCUAAAUAAAUUUGGUUUCCACAAGGAUAGAAGUAGUGUUAAAAU